CUUCCCGGACACUGCGAUUCGCCGUCGAAGAACCGCCGUCACGCGUGCGGCGACCCGCCUCUCUGGUUGAACUCGAAGAGCUCGUGCAAAAACCCGAACCGGAAUCGGGAACAGUCUCGCUCUGAUUCUUCCGCGACGGAGAACGAGGAGGGCGCCGAUGCUUCAGGCUCCGAUGACCGACGGGAGCGCGCAAGCAUCGUCGACGAGCGCGGACUCGGCUGCUGCGCAGAGCAACGGCAGUCCGACAGAGCUCAUGGAAGUCCGCGAAGUGGACGGUGGGGACGAAGACAAGGACCUGCGCGAGCUUUUGAUGCCCGACGUGCGCAGUCUCCCUCUCGUUCCUCCCUCCGCCGUCGAGUCCAACUUCGUCGCUUACUUCGCUCCAGAUUUUAUGAAGCCGGGGCAUGAUCAGUACGUCUACCGACAUCCCAAUGGUCUGUGCGUGGUAGGAUUGGCUAGGACUCAUGUGGCGUUUAGAGAUGAAGGGGGUGUGACCGGGGUCGACUUCAAUGUGGGCAAGUCCGAUCGCAGUGCCAUCAAGGUCACUGGGAAGCGAAAGAAGAAUGCCCAGCACUUUGAAUCCAACACGAUUCUGUGUAAAGUUUGCACCAAGAGUGAUUCUUAUGUAGUAAGUUGGCAUCCUGGUUUUGACAGGUGUUGUGUUAAAGGGUCUCUACUGGAGGUGAAUGAGAGACUAAUCAAGCAGCCUGACUUGCUCAAUUCAUUGGCAGACAGAGAAGGAUACAUUGCAAUCAUCAUGCCAAAACCAGCAGACUGGCUCAAGGUGAAGGCUACAUUGCUGAGGCUUGAAGAAUACAAAAGAUUGAAGGAACAAUGCUAAGUUAUCAAGAACGGGACAAGUUUCAUUGACAUGUUACUUGCCAAAAUGGGUGAACUGAAACUUUAAGGAUGGGGAUUAGAGAUGGAAGUGAGUCUCCACCUGCUGAAGCAUGUGAUUCUUGACAACCGGGGUUCCUCCUAGGUUAGACAUUGGAUGUGGUGGUAUGAUUGAUAUCUGUUGUUUCUCUUGCCAUGUUGAAGUGAUGGCGGGCAUUAAGUUUUCUUUGUACAUUUCCAUCAAAGCGGAAGUGGUUAAAGCAACUCAUUCUUCAGACUGGAAAGUCUGCAGAGUUGUUCCAAUUUGACUCUUAUUCCCCCAAUCCUAGGGAAGCCGGUGUUAUUCUUGAUUUUAAAGAAAAUGGGAAACAACCAAUUUUGGAA
Messenger RNA from Eucalyptus grandis, 1221 nucleotides. Its product is annotated as protein Abitram. Gene Ontology annotation, cellular component: nucleus. The transcript is spliced from 6 exons. NCBI's taxonomy places the organism in Eukaryota, Viridiplantae, Streptophyta, Magnoliopsida, Myrtales, Myrtaceae. The record is from RefSeq and is a predicted model, not a curated record. The coding region runs from base 158 to 841 and encodes 227 amino acids.